Molecule: messenger RNA, 3174 nt
Organism: Acanthoscelides obtectus
Lineage: Eukaryota; Metazoa; Arthropoda; Insecta; Coleoptera; Chrysomelidae
Source: the annotation of a GenBank genome assembly
GUUGCUUCCAACAAUGAUAGCGACUGUUACUAAGCAACCACCCUAUCAGCGUGACAUCGACUUAAUACAAAUCCAAUAAUUCAACCUCGAUCCAAAAGGUUUUUGCCCGAAAAUGUCGAAAGUAAACUCCCGUUUAGCUCUGCAAUCCCUCGUAGUAGUACCGCCUCCUCCCAGUAGGUUCACUUUGAGCGAAUGGCAUCUUCAGAACCGGUACCGGAACCGAAUAUGCUUGGACCAGCUGAGAUUGGCCGAUUCGGUCAUCGCAGAGACAGACAGGAACAUCGAGGAGGUCAACGAGAGGACUGACCUCAAUAAGAGGGAUACUGACCAUAAGCUAGCCGAAAAGAUCAAAGAUAUCGAAUUCAACAAAACUGAAAUCGAAAAACAACGCAAAGAAGUAGUGAAGGAGAUAGAGAAUCUGACCACUUAUAUGGAAAGAAUCAAAGAUGCUCUAAACUCUUUGAAAGAAGAUGCUUUAGAGAUUGUAAGGAAAUGUUUAAUGUUGAGAGAAGGAAGAUUGGGAAUUGAUCUUUGCUGCGAUGGGGUAGAAAAGGAGCUUAAAAAAGAACUCAGAGUUAUAGAAGGUGCUCAAGGCUUAUUGUUAAGAUCUCUGCAACAGGCCAAUGAACAGGUUCGUCGACUACGCUCCACAACUUAUUUCAUGGAUAGAGACUUGGAAGACAAGGGGAAUGUACUAAAAAUUGACAAGCAUAACACUUCUUUAACUCAUACAAGCUUAAAUUUGUCCAUUUACCAUGGAUUCUCACCUUUAGAUCCGUCAACUGUCACUGUUCAGGAAUGGGAGAAAUAUACGACGAAAAAUAUCGAAAAUGGAGCCAAAGAAAUAAACAGCGCCAGGCAACUAAGAUCGUACGUAGAUACCCUGCUGGUACAAGUGAUAGAUGAUCUUAGAUCACAGUGCAACGCAGUCAAUAACGCAUUCAGAAGAAGAAUUGAGGAACUGAAAGAGGCAAAAACGAAGAUGGAAGUACAACAUGCAGAGGUGGCGAGACAAGUGAACGAGAUAACACGGGCCAUCACCCGCCUCGAGAAAUCGAUCAGUGAAAAGGAAGGAUAUAUGGCACUGGCGCAUACAAGAUUAGGAAACAGAGCCCAACGUGCCGGGAUGGAACUCUGCAAAGACACUGUGGGCUUCUCCCUGACGAGCGAAGUAGCUGAACUCCGCUCUAACUUAUCCGGACUACAAUUGAAGAUGAGCGAAGCGCGCGCCUCCAUGAGGUACCUCCUCAAAACUCAGUUGCAGCUCGAAGAAGACAUCAAUAUCAAGACGAACUCCAUCAAGAUCGACGAGGUGGACUGUAUGACACUUAGGCAGGGCAUCGAUUAUCACGCAUAUUGAAAUUCAUUUACAUACAUCGUACAGCACAUGUUUUUUGUAAAUAUACAGGGUGUCCGCAAAGUUGGGGUUUUCCUUUUCAGAAACAACUACCCUUGAAAUAACAAACGUAAUGUGUAGUGAAACGAGGGCGACCAAGUAAAAAAAAAUAAAGGAAAAAGUACUCACUCUCCAGUUGACGAGAAGGGCUAAGUACGUCUCUGCCCGAAAUCAUACCGCUCCAACAAAAUGAAAUCAGCUCAUGCGCUACCGAGCAGACGCCGGCGGUGGUGCAGACCAAACAAAUAAGACGGCGUUUCCGCGUUUUCAGUUUUUAGGUAAACGUACUUUAUAGGUAUUGUUCGAAGUUAUCGCCGUUUGAUUCAAAAACACAGGUGCGUGCACGACGUAGCCAAGCAUCGGUGCAGGCUUUGAGAAUGGAGUCCCUCCCCCAAAUGAAAGCACCAGCUUGUUCAAUUCUGAGACAAAGUUCGUCAACCGUAUGCACUUCAGUUUUGUAGACUAAGCGUUUCAUUUCUCCCCAAAGAAAAAAAUCACAUGGUGUUAAGUCUGGAGAUCGCGGAGGCCACGCUACGGGUCCAUUACGUCCGAUCCACCUAUUCGGAAAUAAUUCAUCCAAAAACUCACGCACUUCGCGUCUAAAAUGGGGCGGUGCACCAUCGUGCAGAAACCACAUUGAUUGUCUUACACUUAAUGGCACAUCUUCUAACAAGGAAGGCAAAAUGUUGCGUAAAAAGUCUAGGUAUUGCAUCCCGUCCAAUCGAUUUGGGAGAAUAAAUGGUCCAAUGAGGAUACCGUUCACCAUGUUAGCCCAAACAUUCACCGAAAAUGUUUGUUGAAAAUGUGCCCGACGGACGGCGUGCGGAUUUUCUACUGACCAAACAUGAGUGUUGCGAAAGUUAUUCACCCCAUUACGCGUGAACGUAGAUUCGUCUGUCACCAAUAUGCAGUUCAAAAAUUCCGGAUUAUUGUCAUGUUGAUGCAACAACCACUCACAAAACCGCACUCUUGCUGGAAAAUCGUCAGGUUGAAGGGCACGUUGGACGUGAAACGGAUACAGCUCCUCUUCACGCAGCGUUUGCCACACUUUAGUUUCUGAUACUUGCACUUCUCUAGCCACGUCUCUAGUGCUUCUUGAGGGAUUCUCGACUACGCGAUUCAGUAGUUCUUCGUCAACUUGCAUCAUUCGUGGUUGUCUAGGCCUCCCACUGUGCCCACCUCGAAAUUCCUCCAAAUGGCCCGUAUCCCUGACUCUCUGAACCAGGUACACAAAUCUGCGGGGCCUUGGAUGAUGUCGUCUAGGGAAACGAUCUGCAUACACUCGCGACGCCUCUGUAGCAUUUUGAAGACAUUCGCCAUAAAUUAACAACAUAUCAACGAGUUCAUUAUUGGUGUAUGAGUGUGCCAUUAUUAUUAUUAUUUUUUUAAACGCAAUCGAUUAUACGGGUUCGUUACCUCUACACGCUUGACCGUAACUGUCGAUUGAAGGUUGUAUACUGACUUGACACACUGACCCCGACCCAGUUCUGUCGUCGGGUUGAGCUAGUGUCCUAGUACCAGUCGGGGAUAUCGCGGGUCGCGGCUACAGGACGGUAUUCAGAUAUGUUUGAUGUUGCAGAGCCCUUUAUCUCGGUUUCCUUAAGACAUUGGUGUAUAUGGUACUAAGAAAAAUUGCUUAUGUUUUGAAGAUCUACACGUCGUGUAAAGGAAAACCCCAACUUUGCGGACACCCUGUAUUUGGAUAUGGAACGAAGCAGUAUGUAUUGUUGUAAACACAUACAUAUGUCUGCAUCUAUUUUACAUUAAAUAUUUAAAAC